UGCAGAUGUGGUUCAGCAUGGACAGUUGAAACAGCAGGACACCACUCGGUACAGCAACUAAGUUUUCAGCUGAAUAUACAGUCGCGAUAGGUAGCGGUCUUAGUAAAUGGACUGUGAAGAAUAACGAACAGAGAUUGAGCCGUCGUAAUACUUUCUUUAUCCGAUUUGCGAAUCGACUGUACUCCGUCUUCUCAAGGUUCCCCGAACGCGAAGAAAAGAAAAUGCCUGUAACAACUCUUCUACCGUUCACGGCGACCCCGAAUAGGAAGUCUGCCAGUCCAACGUCUUUUCGACUGACAGAAAAAUUCAUUUUGCUGUUAGUUUUCAGCGCUUUUAUAACCUUAUGUUUCGGGGCAAUCUUCUUCUUACCGGAUUCGUCAAAGCUGCUUAGCGGAGUUUUCUUCCGCUCGUCGUCGGUAGAAACUGCAACUCGAACAGGUAUAGAUAGUGGUUCUGUGGGAUCGGCUGAUAAAAUGUUAGCUAAAAUUAGAAAAGAUCACGAAGAUGCCUUAAUCGAAGCUAAAGACACACUUCAGAAACACCCUGAAGAUAUCAAGAAAGACAUCAAGAACGACAAGGACCAAGUUGCCCAAGGUCUAGUUAAAGGCGGUAAAGGUGAUGGUCUACCGAUUAUUGAAUACGUUCGACCACCCGGAGUAAUAGGACACGAGCCCUCAGACCCGGACGCUAAAGAGAAACGAGCGAAAAUAAAAGAGAUGAUGCAGUUCUCCUGGGACAAUUACAAGCGCUACGCCUGGGGCUUCAACGAACUGCGGCCCGUCUCCAAGCAAGGACACUCCAGCAAUUUAUUUGGGGGUCUGAAGGGAGCGACUAUCGUGGAUGCCUUGGACACUCUUUACAUCAUGGAGAUGUAUGACGAGUUUGAAGCUGCUACUGAGUGGGUGGUGAAGAACCUUGACUUUAAUCAGAACACAGAGAUCUCGGUGUUUGAAGUGAACAUUCGCUUUGUGGGAGGGCUGCUGUCGGCCUACUAUCUCUCAGGCAAAGAGGUGUUCAGGCAGAAGGCUGUGGAGUUGGGGGAGAAACUGCUGCCUGCGUUCAAGACCCCCACAGGCAUCCCCUGGGCCCUGCUCAACAUGAAGAGUGGUAUCGGGCGUAACUGGCCGUGGGCGUCUGGUGGGAGCAGCAUCCUGGCGGAGUACGGCACGCUGCACCUGGAGUUCAUGCACCUCAGCAAACUGUCUGGGAACCCCAUCUUCGCCGAGAAGGUCAUGAACAUCCGGAAAGUUCUCAACCGGCUGGAUAAGCCCUCAGGACUCUACCCCAACUACCUGAACCCCAACAGUGGCCAGUGGGGUCAACAUCAUGUGUCGGUGGGUGGACUGGGUGACAGCUUCUAUGAGUAUCUGCUAAAAGCCUGGAUCAUGUCUGACAAAUCGGACGAGGACGGGAAGAAACUCUACUACGAUGCUCUCCAGGCCAUAGAGAAGAACCUGAUCCGCAAGUCUGGCGGGGGUCUGACCUACAUAGCGGAGUGGAAGGGGGGUCUGCUGGAGCACAAGAUGGGUCACCUGACCUGCUUCGCCGGCGGCAUGAUCGCUCUGGGCGCCGACGGAGCUCCUGACCAGCAGACGGGUCACCACAUGGAGCUGGCCGCCGAGAUCACCCGCACCUGCCACGAGUCCUACGCACGCACCAAUCUGAAGUUGGGUCCAGAGGCGUUCCGUUUUGACGGGGGUGUGGAGGCCAUUGCCACGCGUCAGAAUGAGAAGUACUUCAUCCUGCGGCCGGAGGUCAUCGAGACCUACAUGUACAUGUGGAGGUUCACCCACGACCCCAAGUACAGGCAGUGGGGCUGGGAGGCUGUGCAGGCUCUGGAGCAGCACUGUAGGGUGGAGGGGGGCUACAGCGGUGUGAGGGACGUCUACGCCUCCAGCCCCAACCAUGACGACGUGCAGCAGAGCUUCUACCUGGCAGAGACGCUCAAGUACCUGUAUCUGUUGUUCUCCGAGGACGACCACCUACCAUUUGAGCACUGGGUGUUCAACACAGAAGCCCACCCUCUACCCAUCAUCAAGAAGGACUUCAACAGCAAUCAGGCCAAUGAGGUGGAGUAACCAGCCAUAACCUCUGACCUCUGAACUUUGACCCAAGAUGGAGACAUCCCAAGGACAUCCCAAGGACACCUCUUUCAGUGGGCAGAGUAAGGGCGGAGGAUUAGGACCGCCCCCUGCCCCGCCCCCUCUGUCCAUCUGUGGAUCUGAGAUCUGUGACCUGUGACCUCUCGCGGGAUUGGACGGCUGCUCAGUCCUUCCCCCAGAGCCAGUCUGUAAUUCGAGGGCUCAACCUGAAGCAUUCUCGGGCCCCCGACUUCUCCGACCUCUUGGAUCAGCCCCCUUCCCCAGAAGAUCCACCCUGACCCUGACCCUCUUGGCUCUAUGGAGAUCCAUCCUGACCCUCUUGGAUCCAUGGAGAUCCACUCUGACCCUCUUGGAACCAUGGAGAUCCACCCUGACCCUCUUGGAACCAUGGAGAUCCACCCUGACCCUCUUGGAACCAUGGAGAUCCACCCUGACCCUCUUGGAACCAUGGAGAUCCACCCUGACCCUCUUGGCUCCAUGGAGAUCCACCCUGACCCUCUUGGAUCCAUGGGGAUCCUCCCUGACAACUCUGGCUCCAUGGAGAUCCACCCUGACACUCUGGGUGUGUGGAGGGUCUUUGUUUGGGGUCGGCGUCUGUCUUUGGAGGUCUGCAUGCUGCCCCGUUCUCCUGCCCCUGACCCCCUCGCUCCAUUCCGUCCGCCACAAACUCCCCAAACUUCAACCAAGUCCUGACCCCGGGCUUCAUUUUGGAAGAGGUCCAAGAACUCAGUACCUCCUCUGUGAGGAGAUCUUUGGGCUGUUAAAUCAUCUCGCUCUCUCUCCCUCUCCCUCUCUCUUUCUAUCUUUCACUCUCUCUCUCUCUCAUACAGUACACACACGCACACACACUUUCUGUUUGUUUGUGUAAGUCAUACUGGAUUCAAGGCUUCGUCAUUUGUGUUGUGUCUUUGGUUGUCGUUUUGAAGUCCUCUUUGUUCUCCUGAGGGUGGGGGAUUUUUGUUUGUUUGGCUUUUGUUUGUUGUUUGAUGAUUUGUUUACUUGUUUUGGUUGAGUUCAUCAGCUUGACCUUUCAAGGUCUCAGUUUUCCUUGUGUUCCAAUGUGUUGGCUUUCUGAAAGCUACUUAUGAGGAUCUCGGAGGACUAGGCUUUGGGCAGACUUGUCAGACAUUUUGUAUGUUCUUUUCUUCGACCCCAGCUCUGUAGUGAUCUCCAGUCAAAUAGUGCCUUUUUAAUCUCAGAAAUGGUUCAACAUUUUAAUUUAUUUAUUCCCAGCAAAAAUGAACUGGGAUUCGCUUGUGUUUGUCAUUGUUGUGAGGUUUUUGUUUGUCCGUCUGUUUCUGAAUACUGUUAUCAUCUGGCACUUGGCCAAUCCUAGUGACAUUUGGUGUUUGGCGCUGUCACCUGCAAGGGAGUUCCAGAAGAGAUUGCACACAAGGAGUUGUCUCUUCCUUUCUUUCCAUCUCUCUCCUCCCCUCCCUCUAUCCCUCUGUCUCUCUUCUCUCUCUCUCUGUCUCUCUCUCUCCCUCUCUCAGAAAUGCAGACAUGUUUACAACUCUCCAAAUCCUUUCCUUCUGAGAUUAUUUCCUUCUGAGAUUACGGUUUGGAUGAGGGGAGGCACAAUAAAGACUGAACCACUUCUAUUGACAUACCAUCAAUAAUUUUGUCUCCACGGCGAUGUUUCUCUCCAGGCUUCCAUAGUUUUUCCGCUAGUGAGCUAAUCACUUUCGUUUCAUGAUGGGAAGAGAGAGAGAGAUUGAGAAAAUGGAAAAACUCUUUGUUGCUAUUGUUAAUGUUGCUGUUUAUCUAAUGGGGGGCCAGACAGGGACAUUCAUCAACCCGUAGCUUUUGUAUAAAAACAAAAACAAAAAAACAAAUGCUUUAAUUCAAGCUUAAUUUAUUUGAUGGUGUUGUGACUUUAUGAAAGUUGUGUUCUUCACAGUGUCCAGGGGUCACUUGGGGGAACUAGGCCCACGUCUGGCACUACACUGAAGUCGUUGGUGAUUUGUUUUUAUUUUUUUUUCUCUCUUUUUUAUUAUUAUUAUUUUUUAAAAAACUCUGGCUGGGAGGCAGAAAGGGUGAAGCCAAAAAAAGCUGUAGUCCCCCCAAAUAGCCAGUUGAAGAUCAACGGGAUUAAACGAGAUGAAUGAAUGUACCACCAAAUGUGAAAUGGAAGUAAUUUCGCCUUGUGAUGUUUAUCUUUGUCUUCUGUUCCUACAUUUUAUUUUCUCUUUAUUUUAGCUGUUUGUUUGGUUUCAGUGUUGGUUUUGUUGUGUUCUUUAAAGUACCCUUUGUCCUGCUAAGCACAACUGAAUGAAAGCUUCUGUCCUGAUAUUAGAUGGAGGGAGAAAAUGAAUGAAAUGAAUAGAAGGUUUUUUUUUCUUUUUUUGGUGAAACGAAGUCAAGAAAGCACAAGAUGUUUCUCCUUCUGUUGAAAUAAUAGCAAAGAGGGACAAGGAAAGGACAUUUCAAAGAGCAGCACUACACUGGAUGGGAAACAGUAAACACACACUUUUAUACAUAUUUCUUUGUAAAAUACUGUACUACAACCAUUCCUAUCUCUGCUGCAUUUUAACAACUAACAUCACAGGAAACAUGCAUUUCUUCAUGGCAUCAUGCACAGAUUAGUUCAAUCUCACUCGUGGAGGACAAAUAUUGUGUCCUGAGUGACUGAUUUUCUCUAGGGCAGGUUUGCCUGGAUAUGGCAUAGUCCCCCGUCUAAUCAGGGGACAUGGACAUUCACAAACACACUCAUGUGCAAUGAAUGAUGUAAGACAAACAGUGUUAUGUGCAAGAAAAAAACAACAUUGGUUGUAUUGUAUCAGACAGGGACAUGUCCAGUUACUGGUAAUGAUAUGAAUAAGUUGUUAUUCCCUAACAGUCUUGACCACAAGGAUACAACACAUACACACUCACGUACACACACACACACACACACAUCUGCACUUGCUCUGCAGGAUAAAGCCGACCUCUCUUCAGCAGCUCUAGCAUGAAACACUCAUUCUUUAUCCCUCUCGGUGGAACAGAGGUCGCUAGUUAGGUAUAGCCUCAGUCUCAGUCCACUAGAGAAAAGGCCCUCGGCAUCACUGCUGCAAAGUGGGUCCGAAAUGCUGAAGUGUGUUCCAACUCCCGAGUGAAUCUGCUGCUGAUAGGGGGCGCUAUUGUGCAAUAAGGACAGGUCAGGUUGGCUACCUUCUUCCAUUAAUCUCCAAAUACUGAGGACUUAUCACUCAGGAGGACAGUGGGAAACUAGUUCACAAGCCGUGGGGGCUUGUUUUGUUUUGUCCUGAGUGUUAUAAGCCUUAGUUCUAAACAUUCAGUCCCUUAUAUCAUAAGCAGUGGAAUCAGGAUCUCGUAGACAUACCAGAUAGUGACGAGGGCGUUAGACACUCCUUUCAUCACUUUGGGAAGACUGUGUGACAGUGUUGGGAAAGUGAAGGGUGUGUGUGGCGCUUGUGUAACUGGAACUGCAGUAUGGGAGGCAUAAUAGGAUACACUGUGAAGCUGUAGAUAUAUCGACAUGGCCGUGUCUCAGUAGCCCACGUACAGUAGGAAUUUGUUUUUGACAAGAGGAUCUCUAGUUUGGCUGGUUGGUACGCGUCUUCAGUGGUGUUUCAAUGCAGUGUUGGUGAGAGUCAACAGCUCGCUACGAGUGUUAGAUUCACGCUUCAGUAUGCUGGCCUAGAAGACAGUCCUGAUAUUUUGUUUCUGACUCUAAAAGUUGUGGUAAAAUGUGUUGACUAUCAGUUACUAUGCCUUUUUUUCUCAUAUUUUGUUUGUUUGGUUGGUUUUAUUGUUGUUUCUUUGCUUUUGUGUUUGGUCUGUUAAUUAUUGUGAAUCUGUUAAUGUUUUGUGAAACAACCUCAGAAAAUGUAACUGUACAAUAUUGCUGAUAAUCAUUCCAUUGCACAUAGUUUAUUUUUUGUUUUAUGCAAUUAAUUUGUGGGGAAUAAUUCCUUUUCUUUAUGUUUCACUUGUUAUUAAUGUAAAUAUUCCAUUCUGGCUGAUGAUGCCAUUCUACAUUUAUAUAUAAAAAAUCAUAUGACCUUAUUGAAUAAAUAAUAAUAAUUAUCAGCAAAAUUUUAAUAAACUAUAUUUGUUAUAAUUCUACUUUGAAUAAAAUAAUGUUUUAAUAUA
Molecule: messenger RNA, 6197 nt
Organism: Sardina pilchardus (European sardine)
Lineage: Eukaryota; Metazoa; Chordata; Actinopteri; Clupeiformes; Clupeidae
Product: mannosyl-oligosaccharide 1,2-alpha-mannosidase IA-like
Exons: 12
Coding region: 222-2078 (618 amino acids)
Biological process (GO): carbohydrate metabolic process; mannose trimming involved in glycoprotein ERAD pathway
Cellular component (GO): endoplasmic reticulum; extracellular exosome; Golgi membrane
Molecular function (GO): mannosyl-oligosaccharide 1,2-alpha-mannosidase activity; calcium ion binding
Source: RefSeq, a predicted model, not a curated record